GAUGUAGUAGCACAGAUUACCCAAACAGCUGAGCUGAUGGCUGUCAACUUAGCCAAGACAGCUAGCAAUGUUACUUCAGACUCCAUUGUACUGGCUAGUGAGAACAUCGUGACCGUCAUAGACUUUCUACAGCUCACCAAUGCAUCGGCUGAGUACACAUUUCCCAAGAUUGCUUCGGAUCUGGACGGGGCUGCUUUUUCCAUCCCACGAGCUGUGUUUGACACCCACGAUGCCUCAGCUGUGGUCACGCUGCUCUACCACACACUGGGGCCCCUGCUGCAGGACAAGAUGGGGCCGGGGGAAGACACUGACAGCCAAGAUGAAAAUGAAGAGGAGAUGGAAGUGGAAAGUGAAUCAGAGAAUGAAUUGACAAGGUCUGUGGUCGGCAGUAAGGUUAUCUCUGUCACACUGGUACCACCCUUGAAGACCUCUUUGGAAAAUGCCAUCCAGUUUGGGUUUCAUCUUGAUCCAGAGUUAUGGACCGCGCAUGCACAUGGGGAAACAGAAAAAAUGUGCUCUUUCUGGAAUUUCUCUCUGUCGAAUGAAACUAGUGGUGGGUGGUCGAAUAAAGGUUGUCACCUAAUCUCAGACACCGAGACCUUUGUCACAUGCAGCUGUGAUCACAUGACUAGCUUUGCGGUUCUGGUGCAAGUCGUAGACAUUGAGAUUUCUGAAGAAGAUAGUCAUGCACUGAAUGUGAUCUCCCUUGUUGGAUGUAUUUUCUCCAUCCUUGGUACAUUUCUGACAUGCUCAACUUACUUGUUUCUCAGAAUGACCUCAGAGCGAACCCUGAUCCAUUUCAACCUGGCCGUUGCCAUCAUGCUCUCCCAGGUCACAUUCCUUUUUGAGGACUCAACAGAAAAAGGAACGGUUGGCUGUGCCGCUCUGGCCAUGGUCCUGUACUUCUUCAACACUGCCAUCUUCUGCUGGAUGCUGAUCGAGGGAGUGCAGAUCUACUUCCAGGUCAUCGUAGUCUUUGUCCAUGCUGAGCGGCUCAAGAUGUACAUCCUGCUCGGAUGGGGCUUUCCUCUGAUUUUGACCAUCAUCACCACGGCAGUACUGUGGGAGUCGCUGGGCAUGCACGGCAUAUGCUGGCUGAGCAUUGCAGAUAAAUCCAUCUGGUUUUUUGCUGUGCCAGUCAUUAUUGUCAUGUUGAUUAAUUACUACAUUCUGGUGAAGGUCACCAAGGUGAUUGUUACUCUGACAAAGGCCCAAGGAGGUAGCAAGUUCAAUCAUGCAAAGAAAUCCACCAAGGCAUCCAUCAUGCUCUUGCCUCUUCUGGGGUGUACAUGGGUAUUUGGCUUUCUGUGCAUCUCGGAGAGCACCAUCGUGUUCCACUACCUCUUCGCCAUCUGCAAUUCCUUCCAGGGAUUCUGUCUCUUUUUGGCUUACUGUGCCUUGAGCUCAGAGGUGCACGAAUCAUGGCGUACAAAGCGGGAGAGCUGGAGUCUGACUCGCUCCCUCAAUGCCCAUCGCUCCAGCAAGGUAUCGCCGGCAAGUAGAGAACAAGCCUGGGAUGAGAAUGCACACCAAACAGAGAGAACCUGCAUGGACAAAGACCGGAAAUGAUGUUUGAACAGAGUUUCCCCCCCCCAAAAAAAAGCACAAUAAACCUGAAACAUCAUGACGUCAUGCUUUGUUUACAUGUGCGCUUUCCUACAGGGAAUGGAUGGAUUGCGUCCCACCUGACUACCAGAGGAAAAGCACACAUGAAAGCAAAGUGUGACAUCAUUGUUAUAGGUCUUUAGGGGAGACAGUCUGAAGGGGAUAAAAUCAUCCUGCCCAAAGAGGAUAAAUUGAACUGGCACAUCAUUUGCUGUACUUAUAACUUCUCACAGAAGAUCCUGCAAGUUGGUUAUUUGAUUCCCCAAGCAAGGCUGCUGAUGGGUAUUUCUCUGGCUCACAACUCCAAAUGCCGAUGUCAAAGGGUGUACUAAUAGAGGGUAUGCAUUGCUGGUGCCAUGGAAACUAUUCUUUCUCAUUUUAGUUAGUUACCAUGAAU
This is a messenger RNA of Acanthaster planci (crown-of-thorns starfish), 2002 nucleotides long. RefSeq names its product adhesion G protein-coupled receptor D1-like. NCBI's taxonomy places the organism in Eukaryota, Metazoa, Echinodermata, Asteroidea, Valvatida, Acanthasteridae. Gene Ontology annotation, molecular function: G protein-coupled receptor activity. The record is from RefSeq and is a predicted model, not a curated record. Gene Ontology annotation, biological process: adenylate cyclase-activating G protein-coupled receptor signaling pathway; cell surface receptor signaling pathway. Gene Ontology annotation, cellular component: plasma membrane.